Penicillium oxalicum is the source of this 1710-nucleotide messenger RNA. RefSeq names its product methionine--tRNA ligase MSM1. The transcript is spliced from 8 exons. Lineage: Eukaryota; Fungi; Ascomycota; Eurotiomycetes; Eurotiales; Aspergillaceae. The record is from RefSeq and is a predicted model, not a curated record. Gene Ontology annotation, molecular function: methionine-tRNA ligase activity; ATP binding. The coding region runs from base 1 to 1710 and encodes 569 amino acids. Gene Ontology annotation, biological process: methionyl-tRNA aminoacylation.
AUGGCCACUAUGCGACGUGCCUUACGCCCUCUAUCGGGCACAUUUCUCUUCACGAAUGUGAGGCGACCGUGGGUGUGCUCAGCUCACCGACAGGGACUCCACCAACGUCUUCAUAGCGGGCUCGCGUCGGCGUCAAAAGCCUCCCCGAAACCGUACUAUGUGACGACGCCGAUUUUUUAUGUCAAUGCCGCUCCCCAUGUCGGUCACUUUUAUACCAUGGUCAUUGCCGAUAUCCUCAAACGAUGGCAGAUACUUCUCGGCAAGGAUGCAAAGCUAUUGACAGGAACCGACGAGCAUGGCAUGAAGAUCCAGCAGGCAGCGAUUGCAGCUGAAAUGGACACACAAAGCUUCUGCGACAUGAAUUCCUUCUUGAAGACUUUGGCGAAGGCAGCAAACCUUAGCAAUGACCACUUCAUUCGGACCACGGAUGCGUCUCACCGUGACGCUGUUCAGUAUUUCUGGGAAAUGUUGAAUCACCGCGGCUACAUUUACACAUCUAAACACGAAGGAUGGUAUUCCGUGAGCGAUGAAGCUUUUUAUCCGCAGACGCAGGUUCAAAAUUCUCUGGAUCCAACGACCGGACGAAAGCGCAUGGUCUCAAUUGAAACGGGUAAAGAGGUGGAAUGGUCAUCUGAAGUCAAUUAUCACUUCCGUCUUUCUGCGUUCAAGGAUCGGUUAUUGGAACUUUACCAUCGGCCAGACUCCUUCAUCACGCCCUCCAAGUACGCGACAGCCGUGAUCCAGUCGGUGUCCUCCGGUUUGCAAGACCUGUCCAUUUCUCGGCCGGCUGAGCGAUUGACAUGGGGCAUCCCGGUUCCCGGUGACAACACACAGACCAUCUAUGUCUGGUUGGAUGCGCUUGUCAAUUAUUUGACCUAUGCGGGUUACCCCUUUACGCCUGGGCAAGACAAUUCAUCGAUUUGGCCCGCUAAUGUUCAUGUUAUUGGCAAGGAUAUCGUUCGCUUCCACUGCGUUUAUUGGCCGGCGUUUCUGAUGGCUCUGGACCUUCCCCUCCCUCAGAAUGUUCUCGUGCACGGGCAUUGGACGAUGAACCGGGAGAAGAUGUCCAAAUCGACUGGCAACGUGGUCAACCCAUUUUUCGCCAUUGAUCGGUUCGGCGUCGAUGGCAUGCGAUUCUUCCUUGCCUACCAAGGGGGCUUGUCGGAUGACGCCGACUAUGAUAAUUCCUUUAUCAUUCGGGACUACAAGAAAUGGCUCCAGGGUGGCAUUGGUAACCUCGCAUACCGAACCAUUGGAUGUGCCAAGGGAAAGCUACACUCGUACAUCCAGAAUGCCACGUCUGAUAAUCUUCCCGUGGGGACGACGGCCGACGAGGAGCACCAGGCGAUGCUUAUCGCUUCACCGCUCAAGGUGGCCGAGCACAUGACCGCACUGAAUCCGCGAGCCGCGUUGCAGGAGAUCAUGGGGAUCAUCGAGAAGACCAACAAGUAUUUCCAUGCGGCAGAGCCGUGGAAAAGUGGCAGCCCGGAAUGGGUCCUUUACAACACCGCCGAAUCGCUGCGCAUCUCUGCGAUCCUACUCCAACCAUUCUUGCCUGAUAAGUCGCAGGAGCUUCUCGAACUUCUUCGGGUGGAUAUGUCCGAUCCUUCCAAGCGGACCUUUUCCGCGACCGUCUAUGGCUCAGACCCAAGCUACGGCCACGGCAUCAAAAAGGGGAUGCUUUUCCCUCCACUGCUCACUGAAGAGUAA